AUGGUUGGAGUGGUGUUGGCUGACUCCCAGCAAUGCGCAAGAUCAGCGAACGUCAAGACACACGCCCUCACCGAGUAUCACCACCAGUUCGAGCACUGGGAAGCCACCCCCAAUCACCCCCGCUUGGUCAUCAGAGCAAGCAUCCUCAUCAACCAGGCCUUUGCCAGAUUCAUCUUUGCCCUCGAGCCCUUCAAAAACACCGCCAAAGCAGUCCAAUUGCUUGCCAACCUCAUCACCAAACUUGGCUCCUUCCUCACCCAGCAUCAUCUGACCGACAGCACACAACUAUGGAACGGUCUUGGCCGGCUGGCAGACAAGAUCUUCCAGGCGUAA
Molecule: messenger RNA, 333 nt
Organism: Puccinia triticina
Lineage: Eukaryota; Fungi; Basidiomycota; Pucciniomycetes; Pucciniales; Pucciniaceae
Exons: 3
Coding region: 1-333 (110 amino acids)
Source: RefSeq, a predicted model, not a curated record